Messenger RNA from Lithohypha guttulata, 1353 nucleotides. It is a transcript of the gene PEX13, whose product is annotated as Peroxisomal membrane protein PAS20. The record is from RefSeq and is a predicted model, not a curated record. Bases 1 to 1353 code for a protein of 450 amino acids. Gene Ontology annotation, cellular component: peroxisome; peroxisomal importomer complex; peroxisomal membrane. Gene Ontology annotation, biological process: protein import into peroxisome matrix, docking. The transcript has 2 exons. Gene Ontology annotation, molecular function: protein binding. NCBI's taxonomy places the organism in Eukaryota, Fungi, Ascomycota, Eurotiomycetes, Chaetothyriales, Trichomeriaceae.
AUGAGUUCGGUGUCUCCUCCAAAACCUUGGGAGCGAGCGGGUGCAGCAGGCGCAGUAUCCUCGAGUCCAGCGCCGGGUGCAACAAGCGCACCUGCUGCUAUCAAUUCGAUAGCAAAUCCAUCCUCGACCAUAAUGACCUCGUCAUCUGAUGCACCCACACUACCCGAUCGACCAAAUACCUUAAACAAUGUGGUAAAUCAAACAGCUUCAAAUUACUCCGCCUACGGACAAAACCGUUUCAGCAACCCAUACUCUUCCUAUUCAUCACCGUACGGUGGCGGUUACGGAGGCUAUGGAAUGGGAUCGGGAUAUGGCUCUUAUGGUGGCAUGUACGGUAUGGGAGGAGGGAUGGGCAUGGGUGGCAUGUACAACAGACCAUACGGCCAGUUCGGCGCAGGCAUGCCAGGACAAGAUCCCAAUAAUCCAGCCAGUUUGACUCAAACUUGGAACCAGAGCACUGCCGCCACCUUUCAGAUCAUGGAAUCAAUAGUGGGCGCAUUUGGAGGAUUUGCGCAAAUGCUGGAAUCAGCUUACAUGACCACACAUUCCUCCUUCUUUGCCAUGGUGUCGAUGGCAGAACAGCUUGGCAACCUCAGGACGACCCUAGGACAAGUACUGGGCAUAUACACUUUACUGCGUUGGAUGCGCACAUUGGUAGCCAAGAUUACCGGUCGACCACCACCUGCAGAUGCUACAUCUCUGACUCCUGCAAACUUUUCGUCUUUUCUUUCUGGUGGCGCAGGACCAGCCACACUUCCGGACGGUUCGCCUGCACCCCCUCGCGCAUCGAAAAAGCCGUUCAUUAUGUUCACUUUAGCAGUCUUUGGGCUGCCAUAUUUGAUGUCAAAAUUGAUUCGGUCCAUGGCCCGAGCACAAGAGGCGGAAGAACAACGAAGACUAGCUGAGCAAGGAAUAGUGGUCCGAGCAGACGGAUCCCAACAGAUAGAUCCUACCAAACUCGAUUUUUGUCGAGUACUAUACGACUACAAACCAACACCGCAAUCUGGAGGCUUAGAUCUUGAGGUAAACAAGGGCGAUAUGGUAGCCGUUCUUUCCAAGACAGACCCAAUGGGACAGACCAGCGAAUGGUGGAAAUGUCGAGCACGAGAUGGCAAACAAGGGUAUUUGCCCAGUCCAUAUCUACAGAAAAUUGAACGAAAACAGCCGCAGAUAGCAGCCACAGCUCACGAUAAUGGCACAGUGAGCUUACCUACAAGUCGGACGACCACUUUGAAGGGAGGCGACGAUGGGUCACGAACCAAGAGUCUCAGCUCUGUUGCGAGACCAGAGGUGAAAGGAGGUCCAGGAGGUAUAACUUCUGAGAGUUUCCAGAAGAGUGCUUUCUACUCGUGA